This is a messenger RNA of Lytechinus pictus (painted urchin), 2285 nucleotides long. Its product is annotated as zinc metalloproteinase nas-6-like. Lineage: Eukaryota; Metazoa; Echinodermata; Echinoidea; Temnopleuroida; Toxopneustidae. Gene Ontology annotation, molecular function: metalloendopeptidase activity; zinc ion binding. The transcript has 8 exons. Gene Ontology annotation, biological process: proteolysis. Bases 306 to 1652 code for a protein of 448 amino acids. The record is from RefSeq and is a predicted model, not a curated record.
AAAGGUUUAAGUUUACUCGCUAAUUUUUCACGAACUUGAACUACGUGGAAGGUGAUCAUUAUCUAGUCACUUAUACCUUAACAUGCCAGGCAACUUUUACACGAUUUGUAAUGUGAUCAUUUCAUGUUUAUCAUCAUCAUUGCUUUUGAACGAAAAUAUCAUCAUACCAUCAGAGACUAAGCUACAACAUAGAGGAGAGGAGACACAAUCAUCUUUAAAUGCAGUUUAAAAAUCGGGAAACUUUCUAACCUGAAGAUUUGUCUGGAAUUGAUUUGCGAUUAACAAUAAAUUUGAACUUAAAGAAGAUGAAUUCAGAUGUAUCACCUUCAAGAUCGAUGAACUCGCAGUUUUUCAUUCUUAUCAUGAUGACGAUAAGUCAUCCGUUGCCCAUUGGAAGCCGAGCCGUGAUCGAUUGGCCACUCGUAGCCGGUGACCUGACCUCGAUGGAUGUCGAUGACCACCGUCAAGUGAGAAGUGUUUCUUCGAUACAGAGGUCGAUGACAAAAGCAAUGUCGAGCACCGAAGCCGAGGAGUCAAGAGAACCGUGGCAAAUAAAUCAAAAUAUUUGUCCACCGCCCCUUUCACAUUUGUGCAAUAUUCAGCUUCAAACUCGAAAUGGUGAAACCCAAAGCUCUUUCGUCUCUCCUUUCUUCGAGGGUGACAUCAUACUGGACUGGGACCAGAGAAGACAACUGGGACUGGCGAGUAUGCGUCAACGGUCGUCUCGAUCUCGAUCACGUCGUGCUAUCAUCGAAGGCCGUGAUCGUCGAUGGCCGGACGCCAUCAUACCGUACACAAUAGAUCCGGAUUUCAAUCAUGAAACUGUUCGACUGAUCAAAUCGGCCCUACGUCACUGGCAGCAGAAUACGUGCAUCAGAUUUGUUCAGAGGGAAUCAUCUCACCAAGAUUAUCUCAGAUUCGCUUAUUUUCCAGGAUGUUGGUCAUUCAUUGGUCGUCAGGGAGGGGAGCAGUUGAUAUCCAUGGGACCAGGGUGUAAGGUAUUCAGUACUAUCGUCCACGAACUCGGACACGCUAUCGGAUACUGGCAUGAACAGAGUCGUCAGGAUCGAGAUCAGUACAUCCAGAUAGUCCAGCGGAACAUUGCCCAAGGAACAGAAGAGAAUUUUAACAAGAUCGACGUCGACAACGUUACCUCCCUGGGCUACCCCUACGACUUCGCGUCCGUUAUGCAUUACUCCGCCAACGCCUUCAGCGCCAAUGGAAAGCCAACGAUACGGAUGAAGAAGAGAUACCGCGAACUCCUCCCCGAGGUCAGAGCAAGCAUGAACCGACCUAGCAAUGGGCUGAGUGAGCUGGACAUUGCCCAGACUAGAGGGUUGUAUGGGUGCAAUGUUAGAGCAGCCAGGAGACAGAAGAAAGAGCCUUGCUUCAAUAGCGAAAGCGGCGACGGACGCGAUUACCGCGGGAAUGUGGACUUCACCGAGAGCGGCAUCACCUGUCAAAUAUGGACGUCGAAAUACCCACACGAACACGACUACGUGUCGGAGGACGACGCCAUCAAUGAGAGUAUGGGUAUUGGACAUCAUAACUUCUGCCGGAAUCCUGGGGGACGCGAGAGACCAUGGUGCUUUACCACACUAAAGGACACCGUCUGGGAGUAUUGUGAUAUAAAAAUAUGCCCAUCUUCAUAACACAUGAAUUUAGAGGCUAUAUAUAUAUGAUAGAAAUACAAAUAAGAUAAUUGAACAUCACCUGAUUUCGUGGUGCGCCAAAGGUACAGAUUAACAGCUGUCAAGUUAUUGUUUGAAAAACUUUGGCAUUCCUGAGAUAUCCCUGUGAUUCUGUUUGCUUAGAUUCCUUUUUUUUUUAUUGCCACCACUUCUUUCACCAUAUCUUCAUAUAGAACAACAUUGUCUUUCUUUCAAAUACAAGUUUUUCAUAUUUUCUUUCUUUCUUUUUAACUUUUCCUCGGACCAUAUUAUUUCUAUCAUUCCUCAUAUUCUCUCCCUUGCUCUCUCUCCAAGCCGUUUAUAAUUUUUCAUGCCAACUAUUUCCCCUUACCUUUCCCUCUCUCUUCUUCCAUUUCCUUCAGACCCUAUUCUGCCAAAUCUUCUCAUUCUAGUCUCUCACAUUCUCUCUUAACCUUCCUCCCUCUCAUUAUCCUCUCUCACUGACUCUCUCCCCUCUCUUUUGUUUUUCUUACAACUUCUCUUGCACUACUCUCUCCCUCUUUCUCAACAAAGUUAACUUCUUAACUUUCCUGUAUCAUUAACCCAUUUGAUAUGUUCCUUAUUAGCUUUUGCUGCUUCUGUGAAAGACCCUCC